AUGGAGAUAGUUCACGACCAAACGUACUAUGACAACGCAGCGUUCAAGCUUUUGACGUUGCUCUCGCAAAACAUGUUAGCAGAGUUCCACACACAAAUUGAAUCCCUUCAACAAGACGCUUUCAAAAACGCGAACAUCCAACAAAUCAUAUCAAUGGAACAGUUUUUCAUCGAAGGCCGGUACAACAGAGUCUUCGAGUGUGUCGGAAAACUUUCUAUCAAUGUCGCGGCGUUAAUUAACCAACUCAAACUUACUAUUGUCGAGGCAGCAGCUAACACGAUUCAAACGGCUUACAAUGAUCUCCCUAUCGACUACGCUCGUAAGCUUUUGAUGACAAAUAGUGACGAUGAGCUCAACGCUGUUGUCAAAGAACACAACUGGAGAAUAGAAGGUAACAAAAUCGUCUUUGAGGCUUCAGCCGCGGAGAAGAAAAAAGGCGAGAAUAUGAACGCGUACCAAUCAGUGUCGGACUCUUUGUCUCUCAUCAAGGAAAUCGACGAGUUGAUGUAA
Molecule: messenger RNA, 510 nt
Organism: Entamoeba invadens IP1
Lineage: Eukaryota; Evosea; Mastigamoebida; Endamoebidae
Product: 26S proteasome non-ATPase regulatory subunit, putative
Exons: 2
Coding region: 1-510 (169 amino acids)
Biological process (GO): proteasome-mediated ubiquitin-dependent protein catabolic process
Cellular component (GO): nucleus; proteasome regulatory particle; proteasome regulatory particle, lid subcomplex
Source: RefSeq, a predicted model, not a curated record